Messenger RNA from Botrytis cinerea B05.10, 1199 nucleotides. RefSeq lists its product as hypothetical. NCBI's taxonomy places the organism in Eukaryota, Fungi, Ascomycota, Leotiomycetes, Helotiales, Sclerotiniaceae. The transcript has 2 exons. The record is from RefSeq and is a predicted model, not a curated record. The coding region runs from base 245 to 664 and encodes 139 amino acids.
GAGGGCCGAAGGUGAGAUGAGGUGAGAUAAGAUGUGAGAACUAUAUAUGUUGGUGUUGGCUCUUAUGCUUUGAGCUUUCGAUUACACUCAUCAUACAAUUACAUUUCAUAUCCAAGUGCAAUUUUAAUCGGCCACCAUUGCAAUUGCCACACAGUACAACUCGGACUCAAACUCAAACAUCAAUAACACUAUCAUCCAAACAAACAACCAACUCAAACUACCUCCUUCUCUAAACCCAAUCAAAAUGCUCUUCACAGCCAUUUUCCCCCUCACUCUCCUCACAGCCGUCCUUGCUUCUCCAGUGCCCGUCCCUGCCUCUGUCUCUCCAAUCUCUACCUGCUCCAUCCUCUCCACCAAACUAGAUUACUACCAAGGUUACCAAUCUCCAUCCCAAUGCGGCAUCAAUGUUUUCUCAGGAAACAUCACCGCCGGCGCUUGCGUCAAUAUCCUUACUCAAGGCAUCAUGCUUUUUCCGGCUGAUAAAGCUUGCACCUAUAGUAUCUGGAAAGGAGUCACCGAUUGUAGCGGUGACAUUACUCAGACUUUUGACUUGGGAGUCGCGCAGCAGGGUGUACAGAGUGUGGGAACUUGUGUUGGAACGGGUGUUAUGGAUGGAGGAAGAUUUUAUCAUGCUAGUGGGUUUUUGAGUUGUGGAUGCAACUAGACACCUCUAUCUAGACAUUCGUAGGAUUUGGAAGGCUGGACCGUAACGAUGGGAGACAUGAUGGGAUUUUAUGAGUCAUGAACGAAGAAACGAAUUCGGAUGCAAGGAUUGAUGGGAGUUUUUAAUGCUGGUAAUGAUUGAUGGGCAGAUUUCUCGAUAUCUCCUUACGCUUCCCUGGGAUGGGUCGAUGGAGUUACAACUAUAGACAAAAGCGGAUGCUAUGAAUGGAGCUUCUUUGCUUGCUUUUAGUACACACAAUCAUCUCGUAUACCAAAUUUCCGCUGUUAUUUAUUCUUGUAUUUGGAAUAUUUUGAAGUCAAAUCAAGUUGAGUUUGCACACUGUCGCAUCUUUUCCUUGUGGCUUUCAUGAGUUCUCUCGAUUCUGUCACUUGUGCGGUUCUACAAAGUAAAGAUUCGGUUUAUAAUUAGUCUGCCUCCACGGCAGUGGCUCCCGGAGGGCCAGCGGAGCGUCAUGGCACGUGAAGUUAAGAAUAGCUUCAUUAAUUUUAUUCUCUAUAGGAAUUUGGCAUGUUGA